CAGCUCUACCAACAGCUGGAUCCCAAGUUGGUCUGUAUAUUAGUUAGAUUAUUAGUAGAUUUUAUAUUUUAUUAUCACCUGUGAGCCGUUGACAUCGAUGAUCAAAGUAAAGGAAGUUAUCUUUCAAAGUGGCGAUCAAGAUCUAAGUAUAAAAUGGGUGCAGACGGUGGCUCAUUCGUUUAUAGAUCUGAACUAGUAAAGACUAAAAAGAAACCAGAAGUUAAGAGUGAUGAUAUUUCACGUAUAGCUGCAUGGUUUUAUUGUGCAUUAUCAAAGAAAUUGUUAAAAAAACCAAUCGUUUCUUGUGAACUCGGUAAAUUAUACAAUAAAGAGGCUAUCGUAGAAUACUUACUUAAUAAAUCAACUUACGGCGAUGGUCAGAAGAUUUGUGGACAUAUUAGAUCACUUAAGGAUAUAAAAGAACUCAAUUUAACCGCCAAUCCUUCUUUCAAAGACGAUGUUGAUAACGAAUCAAUGUUAAAUAACUCACCUUUUAUCUGUCCGAUAACGAUGAAAGAGAUGAAUGGAAAGCAAAGGUUUGUAUACAUACCAAAAACCGGAGUCGUUGCUUCAGAAAGUGGUCUCAAAUCAAUGAACAACGGUUCGAAAGUAGGAAGUUGUCCUGAAACUGGCCAAGAAUAUAACUUUGAUGAGCUCAUAACACUCAAUCCAUCCAGUGAAGAAGAAACAGUCAUGAAGGAACAACUCUACGCCAAAAGGUUGAAACAAUCUGAUAAUAAAAAGACUAAGAAACGUAAAGCAGCAGCUGAUGCCACUGUGCAAGUCACAAAAGCUAAGAAAUAUGAUGACGAACCUGUCUCUGAUGUUGUCAAGGGUGCACGUCAAGCAGUUUCGGAUGCAUUGAAUAGUUCAUCAAAGGACGUCGUUCACAGUGAUGCUGUAAAGUCAAUAUUUGGUCCUAAGGAUAUUCCAAAAUCUGGUAGACGGACAGAUGCGGAAUGGAUGACUCAAGGUACUUGGAACAGGUAUGCCACUUAAUUUAUUAAUGCAAUUUGUACUACUAUUAUACAACACUUCCUGAAACUUUCUUAAAUAAAUAUGUGACCCUUCC
Molecule: messenger RNA, 1072 nt
Organism: Wallemia mellicola CBS 633.66
Lineage: Eukaryota; Fungi; Basidiomycota; Wallemiomycetes; Wallemiales; Wallemiaceae
Product: DUF602-domain-containing protein
Exons: 4
Coding region: 154-999 (281 amino acids)
Biological process (GO): site-specific DNA replication termination at RTS1 barrier; mitotic DNA replication termination
Cellular component (GO): nucleus
Source: RefSeq, a predicted model, not a curated record